UGUGGCGAAAGUAACAGAGUGCAUCGCAUAAAGUGUUUUGCUGUGAAAGAUGCUCAAGAUGUCGUAAUUUUUCUAUUAUUUAGAUUUUAGUUCGUUUUGUUUAAGAUCUCAAGGACAUACAGAAAAACAAACAUUGUCGAGCAACAAUGGUGUAGUGAUUUGAUUGAUGGUUUCUUGGUAAGGUUCGCGAGUUUUAUCCAGCAAAAGUUGUGGGAAGCUAUUUUGAAAUCGAUAGCAUAUCCAGGCAAACUUCAACAUGAGCAACGUAGAAUCAGGCGAUGGCCACCUCCAUUCUGCUACAUCUUCGCACCUCGCACUUCAAGUGGCCUUACAAACUCUGCGUGAACGAUGCCAGUUCUUUCAAAAACGUCUCGCUACGCUCGAAGAGGAGAACACGGCUCUUCGGGCGGCGCAGGCCAGAUCACCCGGAGCAACAGGUCCAGGGCAGUUUCGCGAAAGGAAGGUCGUCAAUGCGGGCCAGAAUGAAGUAGAGACGCUGCGCGAGAGUGUCGCCGAGCUAACGAGACAGAAAACACAGCUUGCCGACCAUAUCUCGAUGGUGGCAGCAGAAAACAGGCAGCUGUGGCGUCGUCUAUCUCAAAUAGCCAAAGACUUGCCAUCUUCGUCUACUGACGGAGAGGGCGACAAUAAUUCCGGACACAUCAUAUCUUCAAGAAUAGCGAACACUCAGCGCGAUCAACAGCAGCGGACGGUGGCGAGCAGCAGCCAAUCCGGCCAGAACCUCAUUCGAUCGCGAACCUUCACGAAAAAUGCACCGAAUCCGAAGUUGCGGGAGCGAAUGCAACGUGAUGGGUCCUCCGAGGAAGAGAUGCUGAAUCUGGAGGACAUUUCGCUGCUGAACAACUGUGGCUUCCUGGAAACCGUCGGAGGAGAUUUGUUGCAACUUAGUUUGUUGGCUAAACACGAUGAAGAGCAACUGCAAGCGGCGCUGGAAGCUAAUCCAGACAUCCGACGUUGCACCGAGGGCUUAACUGACAUUCGAAACGAAAUCGUGGAACAGGAGAGGAUGUUGAAGGAUAUAUUUAAUAGUAUAAAAUUAAAGACAGGUUCGUUGUGUCAAAGAUGUCUAGAUCGCCAACUGUCCGGCGAUAAUGAUAAAAAGCAAACGAAAGAUGCCACGGUGGAGGUCGCGGAGAGUGAGUUUCUCUCCAUGGAAGAACAAGCGGCCAACGUGCCAGCUUGUGCGACAGGAACCAGCCAGCCAAAGGAUGAUCAAAAUGAACCCUUAGUCACGACACCCAAAGGUAGUACGCAGUUUGAGCUGUUGCUGGAGGAAAAGUUACGCGCCAACUGUGGAGUGGAAAAGAUAUGCCCAAUGUGCGGCAAACCGUACGGAGAGGAGACCUUGUUCGACGUAUUUCAGCAGCACGUCGAGUCGCAUUUCCUAGAUGACAGUGAGAUCGGUGAGCUCAGCCUGGAUCGCACGUACGAGUACAUCUCGCAGACGGUAGGCAACUUCUGACCAUCGCCAGGGUCGCGACGCCGUAUUUUUUUCUCAAGUGAACUUUAAACUCUGUCGUAGAGCAGCAACCGCAAAGCGAGUUUACAGUAUGGGUACAGGGCGAAAGUGUGCGCUGGCUUUUCGCAAUAGAUUUUAAUUUAAGAAAAGUGGUAUUUUGAUUUCAUCAAUGUAAAAUAUUUUUUAUUUGAACUAUUGAACCCGUGGCCAAGUUACUGAAACUUUGCAGUAACAUUGGCUUAAAUAAUGAAAGUAAACGGAAAAUGAUGGUAGCGGGAAAAAUUUGAAAUAAAAAUGUAGAAUAAUUCGAAAACAAAACUCA
Molecule: messenger RNA, 1802 nt
Organism: Anopheles coustani
Lineage: Eukaryota; Metazoa; Arthropoda; Insecta; Diptera; Culicidae
Gene: spn-F
Product: protein spindle-F
Exons: 2
Coding region: 257-1483 (408 amino acids)
Source: RefSeq, a predicted model, not a curated record